UUCUAACACUCUUGAGUUUGAUUUGAUUGAAUAUACUUCUUUGUCAAGUAGAUUAAUUAAUAAAAAAACAUAUAGCCAUAGCUGCAUUAAACAUGACUAUCAUAAUGUCUUUUCAUCUGUUCUUCCUCUGCAUCAUAAUGCCCUUCCUUGUAUUUUGUGAUGUUGGAAUGCAUUCAGGUUCUUCAACACAAAUUUUUCAUUCUUACCAUGAAGACAAAAAUGGUUCCAUAAUAGCAUCAGAAAAAUCAGAACAUUCAAAUUCCACCUCAACAAAAUUUUGGUUUCAUGGUUCUUGCAGAAAAAGAGACAUUAGUAUCUCACAAAGCAAAGCUUCAACUACUGGAAUUCCACAGUACAUUGUGAAUAUUGUCAACACUUGUGUUUCUGGUUGUGCUCCUCAUGAUAUCCAUCUUCAUUGUGGCUGGUUUGCUUCAGCAAGAAUAAUCAACCCUAAAUUGUUCAAGAGACUCUCUUAUGAUGAUUGUUUGGUGAAUGGAGGGAAACCUUUGAGUUCUAGCCAGAUUAUUAGAUUCACUUAUUCUAAUUCCUUUAUGUACCCUCUUGCAUUUAAGUCUGCUAGGUUUUGCUGAGUCCAGAAAUAGAAUUUUAAAAAUUAUAGUCCCUAUUUAUUCAAAACCUUGUUUACAUUAACAAGAGAAAUUAAAUUAUAGAAUUUUUCUUUAGUUUAAAUUAUAUGGUUGUAGCAUAAUGUUGCAUGGAACACUUGGAGAUUAAAAUCAAAUAUGGUGAUUCUUCAGUAUAAUAGCCUCUUAAUGCUGUGUG
This is a messenger RNA of Trifolium pratense (red clover), 783 nucleotides long. RefSeq names its product TPD1 protein homolog 1-like. The record is from RefSeq and is a predicted model, not a curated record. The coding region runs from base 93 to 590 and encodes 165 amino acids. Gene Ontology annotation, biological process: cell fate determination. Lineage: Eukaryota; Viridiplantae; Streptophyta; Magnoliopsida; Fabales; Fabaceae. The transcript has 3 exons.